This is a messenger RNA of Jatropha curcas, 2297 nucleotides long. The record is from RefSeq and is a predicted model, not a curated record. Lineage: Eukaryota; Viridiplantae; Streptophyta; Magnoliopsida; Malpighiales; Euphorbiaceae.
UGAGACAUAGUCAACGAACGAAACUACCCUUCUCACUUUCUUUCUGCUUUCUCUAUAAAUACCCCCCAAACUCCUAACUUCCUAGGCAUAACUAACAACUCUUCUUUCUCACUCAUUUCUCUUUCUCUCUCUCAAAUCUUGAAGUUAACUGAAUUGCGUGAAACCUUGAACAAGAAAAUCUUGAACCCUACUUUAUAAUCGGUACAUGCCGAGAAAAGGAAUGAGGACUAUCUUCUUCAAGCCUUCACCUUCAAGUUCUCCAAUUUCUCCAAUGCGAUCACCACCCCAUCGCCUUACUUUGUCUGAUACAUUCAUGGAUGAAAAAAUAGACAAUGCCCAGAUACUCAUUUCUAAAUGGGACCCUGAUUCCUCUUCUUCUUCCAAUUACUGCAACAUCACUUCUCUUUUUACUGAGGACCGCCUCGAAGCCAAACAAUACCUCAACUCUAUCAGAGAACUACAGUCUGCUAUGCAGUACUACAUAACAGAAAACCCCGCUUCUGAAAAACUCAUUACAGCUCAAAAUCUCAUGCAAGUCGCCAUGAAAAGACUCGAAAGAGAGUUUUACCAGAUCUUAAAGUUUAAUCGGGAUUAUCUUGAUCCAGAAUCAGUUUCGAGUCACUCUUCUAGAGCGUCAAGGUCGAGUGUUUCCGAUUUUGAAGAUGAAUCGGAGGACGAAUCGUCGAGAUUUGGUGAUUCGGUAUCGGAAGUUGAGCGAGUUUCUAUGAUGGCUAUGGCAGAUUUGAAAGCUAUUGCAGAUUGUAUGAUUUCUUCUGGUUAUGGAAGAGAGUGUGUUAAGAUUUAUAAAAUUGUUCGAAAAUCGAUUGUUGAUGAGACUUUGUAUCAUCUCGGUGUUGAGGGAUUGAACUUCUCGCAGAUUCAGAAGAUGGAUUGGGAAGUACUGGAAAUUAAAAUCAAAAGCUGGUUAUAUGCAGUAAAGGUGGCGGUUAAGACAUUGUUCAAUGGAGAGAGAAUUCUCUGCGAUCAUGUCUUCUCUGCUUCUGGUUCGAUGAGAGAAUCUUGCUUUGCAGAAAUUACGAAAGAAGGUGCUCUGGGCUUGUUUGGAUUCCCGGAAAAUAUAGCAAAAUGCAAGAAAUCUCCUGAGAAAAUGUUCCGUAUUCUUGACCUCUACGAAGCAAUAGCCGAUCUCUGGCCUGAGAUUGAAUCCAUUUUCAACGAUGAAUCAACGUCCACCGUCCGAUCACAAGCAGUUAACUCUUUAAUCAAGCUCGGCGAAGCUGUCCGCACAAUGCUAACCGAUUUCGAAUCGGCAAUUUCGAAAGACAAUUCGAAAACGCCACCUGGAGGUGGGGUCCAUCCUUUAACAAGAUACGUGAUGAACUAUAUUUCUUUCUUAUCCGACUACAGCGGCAUAUUAUCUGAUAUAGUCGCCGAUUGGCCUUUAACGAACCAGUCACCAUUGCCAGAGUUUUACUUCGGCAGUCCUGAGCAUCAGGAUGGCAAUUCCUCGGCGAUUUCCCUAAGGUUAGCUUGGCUUAUCCUCGUUUUGCUGUGCAAACUCGACGGCAAAGCUGAGCUUUACAAAGACGUGGCUCUUUCUUAUCUGUUUCUAGCUAACAAUCUUCAAUACGUAGUUGAAAAAGUCCGUACAUCGAGCUUGAAAUUCCUCAUCGGCGAUGAUUGGAUAGUGAAGCACGAAGCUAAAGUGAAACAGUACGCCUCAAAUUACGAGCGGAUCGGAUGGAACGAAGUUUUCGCUUCCUUGCCGGAGAAUUUGAAGGCAGCGAUGACGGUUCACCAAGUAGCAGAGCAUUUUAAGAGAUUUAAUUUCGCUUUCGAGGAGUUGUACAAGAAGCAGAUUUCAUGGGUGGUGCCGGACUCGAAAUUGAGAGACGAGAUUAAAGUUUCGUUGGCGAGUAAGCUAGUGCCGGCGUAUCGGGGAUUUUACCAGAAGUUUCGAGCGGCAGUUAAUAGGGAGUUUGGAAGUAAUUCAGGAAUUGUCAGAUUUGGCCCCGAUGAUUUGGGAAAUUACUUAUCCGAUUUGUUCUUUGGAACUACCGGAGGUCCAGGAAGCGUUUCUUCGGGUUCUUCAACGCCGUCGUUUUCUUGGUCUCUAGGUGGGAAGAGUCAUUGAAGUCGGAAGGGAACAUUUUAAGCGCGUGUCUUUUUAUGUGCAUUUAAAAAAGAGGGAAAUAUGUAUACGAAUAAAACACAAGGAGGCGUGUACAUUUUUGACAGGUGCAUCCGUUAGCGAAAUGAAUGACCGUUGAAAAGAGAUAUUGUAAAGAAAUACAAAAUAAUAAUAAAAAUUCUUUGAAGUUUUUAAUGUCAUUAAA